AUGUGUGAGCUCUCAAACGUGCGCCACAUUAUGAAUUCACUCCAGCAUAAAUGUUCUUUAAAGGUAAAACAAGGUUUGAACUCGAAAAGAAAAUUGAAAUCACGUGCUCAGAGAAAAUUUCUGACUAGUCAAGAUGUUGUUGAGAAAAGGGAGAUCA
Messenger RNA from Sphenostylis stenocarpa, 157 nucleotides. NCBI's taxonomy places the organism in Eukaryota, Viridiplantae, Streptophyta, Magnoliopsida, Fabales, Fabaceae. The record is from the annotation of a GenBank genome assembly.